Castor canadensis (American beaver) is the source of this 6976-nucleotide messenger RNA. It is a transcript of the gene Stk38, whose product is annotated as serine/threonine kinase 38. The record is from RefSeq and is a predicted model, not a curated record. Lineage: Eukaryota; Metazoa; Chordata; Mammalia; Rodentia; Castoridae. Gene Ontology annotation, molecular function: protein serine/threonine kinase activity; ATP binding. Gene Ontology annotation, biological process: protein phosphorylation.
GGCGAGUCGCGCAUGCACAGUCUCGGCCCCCGGCCGCCGAGGCACUCCGCCCCUCUCCACAGCGGGGCACCGGGUGCCUUGGACCCUCUACGCCGCCGUCUUUUCCGGCAGUUGGAACGCUUCCUGUUGUUCUUGCCUGUCACGGCUUCUACCUCGGAGCCUCUCGAGCGUCCCCGCUUCCUCCGGCUGGUCGGGCUCGGCGGGCGUCUGCGGUGGCCGCCGCCGGGGUCUGCAGCCAUGGCAAUGACAGGCUCAACACCUUGCUCAUCCAUGAGUAAUCACACAAAGGAAAGGGUGACAAUGACCAAAGUGACAUUGGAGAAUUUUUACAGCAACCUUAUUGCUCAGCAUGAAGAACGAGAAAUGAGACAAAAGAAGUUAGAGAAAGUAAUGGAAGAAGAAGGCCUGAAAGAUGAAGAGAAACGACUCAGGAGAUCAGCACAUGCCCGGAAGGAAACAGAAUUUCUUCGUUUGAAGAGAACAAGACUUGGAUUGGAAGAUUUUGAAUCCUUAAAAGUCAUAGGCAGAGGAGCAUUUGGUGAGGUGCGACUUGUUCAGAAGAAAGAUACAGGACAUGUAUAUGCAAUGAAAAUCCUUCGUAAAGCAGACAUGCUUGAAAAAGAGCAGGUUGGCCACAUUCGUGCGGAGCGUGACAUUCUAGUGGAGGCAGACAGUUUGUGGGUUGUGAAAAUGUUCUAUAGUUUUCAGGAUAAGCUAAACCUCUACCUAAUCAUGGAGUUCCUGCCUGGAGGGGACAUGAUGACCUUGUUGAUGAAAAAAGACACUCUGACUGAAGAGGAAACUCAGUUUUAUAUUGCGGAAACAGUGUUAGCCAUAGACUCUAUUCACCAACUUGGAUUCAUCCACAGAGACAUCAAACCGGACAACCUUCUUUUGGACAGCAAGGGCCAUGUGAAACUUUCUGAUUUUGGCCUUUGCACAGGUCUGAAAAAAGCACAUAGGACAGAAUUUUACAGGAACCUGAACCACAGUCUCCCCAGUGAUUUCACUUUCCAGAAUAUGAACUCCAAAAGGAAAGCAGAAACCUGGAAAAGAAACAGACGCCAGCUAGCCUUCUCCACAGUAGGCACUCCUGACUACAUUGCUCCCGAGGUGUUCAUGCAGACCGGGUACAACAAGCUCUGUGACUGGUGGUCGCUUGGGGUGAUCAUGUAUGAGAUGCUUAUCGGCUAUCCACCUUUCUGUUCUGAGACCCCUCAGGAGACAUACAAGAAGGUGAUGAACUGGAAAGAAACUUUGACUUUUCCUCCGGAAGUUCCCAUCUCUGAGAAAGCCAAGGAUCUAAUUUUGAGAUUCUGCUGUGAAUGGGAACAUAGAAUCGGAGCCCCUGGAGUUGAGGAAAUCAAAAGUAAUUCUUUUUUUGAAGGUGUUGACUGGGAGCAUAUCAGAGAGAGACCUGCUGCAAUAUCUAUCGAGAUCAGAAGCAUUGAUGAUACCUCAAACUUUGAUGAGUUUCCAGAAUCUGAUAUUCUUAAGCCAACAGUGGCCACGAGUAAUCACCCUGAGACUGACUACAAGAACAAAGACUGGGUCUUCAUCAAUUAUACUUACAAACGUUUCGAGGGUCUGACUGCAAGGGGCGCCAUACCUUCCUACAUGAAAGCAGCAAAGUAGGACCCUGUGUGGAAUCCAAAUGGAGCAGAGUUCUUUGUACAACAUGGUGGUUUUCCUCUCACACUCUUUUGAAAGUGCUUCCAAGAAGUUUAUAGAACCCAUCAAUAUGUCACAGUAAGGUCUCCUGAAAUGCGAUAGAAAGUGGAUUUCCUUCAUGAUGCACCUGAAAACUGAUGGAACAGAGAGAACCAUUUUUGUACCGGCCACAAAUAGCUGUCUUGCUUCUUUAGGAGCAUCAUGAGCCAAUUUGAUAGGCAUUUUAAAAAGAAUUUGAAUUUUCCUAAGUUCAUCAGAAGGGGAUAAAACAGCCCUCAGCCAACAUUACUGAGAUAACCCAAUAUCAGCCAAUUCCUGUGAUGUGGUGACAUGCCACCUGCCAAGCCCAUCAAGUAUUUCUUUUCUUUGUAUAGCUAAAAGUUCCAUAGUACUAAGGAAAUACAGCAAUAAUGAACGUGUGCGUCAGCAGCCAGCAUUGUGGCUGAAGAACUGAUCCCAUUCUGAGGGGGAUGAGGGUAGUGUUCUCCCCAUACCUCAGCCUCGCCAGUGGCUUUCCAUAGCCGUCAUUCAUGGUGCACUUUAUUUAUGGUACUAGGACAGAGACCCUUAAUCCACUGAUUUAUCUCUGCCCUCCCAGCCAUCCAAAAGACUGCUGUUCUUCGGAGUAUCAACGACCACUGCUACUCUUAGGAGGUCCACGACAUCAUUGGGCACUGCCAGGAAGCUGUGGAUCAAGUGGAAGACCCUCAAUUUCUCUUCACUGGUGUAUCAGGAGACCCUAAGGUGGAUGUUGUUGACCUACAAGUGCUGCCAACAGGAGCUUAGUGUGUUCCUGGGAGUAUAGCAAGGACCAGGUGGAGGCGUGUGGCCUGAAACUUUCUCAGCUAAGGUGCUGCAUUGCACCAUCUCCACAAGCUCCUUGGAAGUGUCAGAACUAGCCUGAUAGAAAGUGCACAGCCAUCUUGUGGACAGGGCCUUGUGAAGCUCACUCCUUGGUCCCUGGUGCAGCCGUGUUUUGUCUUUUCUUUCCCUUGGUAUUUCUCUUCUCCCUGAUUUGCAUAGCCGUUUUGCCUUGGAGUUAUGAUUACAAAUUUUUCCUUUGUAGAUGCCUUCCGGGGGGUACUCCCCCCCCAACCAAAAGGGUUGCCUGCAGCUUGGGCUGACCUGGCCUCUCCGCUGUGGCAUUCUCUCACGAGACUGAAUUUUAGCACAAAGUGCCUUCUCUGUCAUGGCUGGUGCCACCUCUAGAGGACUUUUUCUGCGUCAGAAAAUUGUGGAGGUUCCAUCUUAAUGCAUUAUUAGUUUUUUAAGUUUUGAUAACUCUUAACACAUCAUUUGCACCUGUGUGGUAACUGCCUCUUGCAGAGUAUCGUGGCCAAGCUACACCUUGCCUUCUGCCAGUCUUAAGGUUAUGAAGUCAGCUUUGUCCUAGCUCAGUCAUUCAGAAAGGGAAAAUGGAUUUCAGAGUUAUAGUUGGAAGUGAGACUGCUUGUGUUUUAGCGUCUUAGAUGGAGGUAAAAGAAUGCUAGGGAAGUCUUAACUCUGGAUGAAGGCAGUGGUUAGCCUCUCACUCGCAGCCUGCUAGUGAAGAGAAAGUCAGUGAGAUUUUUGUGUGACCUUGUAGUCUCCGUGUUACCGAGUAGUUGGGUGUUUCGCAUGAGUGUGAGAUGCGCACCAGUGGAGAAGUAACUGGAGUAGCAGUAGAGUCUGCGUGGUGGGAGUGACGGGAUGGUUUGUUUUAGGGGAAAUGUCCGUAUUUUAACUGUUAAAUUUCUGAAUAAACUGUGACAACAGCAGUGGCGAUCUGUGUUGUGUUUAAAGUUCAUGAUUCAAAGAAGCAGAGUACUGCAUCAGAACAUUGUUGUCAUCGUUGGUGGCUGUCCUCAGCUCUUAUGUGUUCAUGGAGCUAGUCUUUGAAUUGGUGUCCAUACAGAGAAACUUCUGAUGGCACCACACACGUUCUUUUCUGCCUCACUUGGGUUAUGGGGCAGUGGGCCUUCCCUUCACAGUAAGGUCAGGCACACCUAUGGACAAAAGUGCUGCCAACAGUACAAAGGCCGGGCGCCAAUGGCUCACGCCUGUAAUUCCAGCUACUCAGGAGGCAGAGACCAAGAGGAUCACGGUUCAAAGCCAGUUGGGCAAACAGAGUUCAGGACACCCUAUCUUAAAAAAACUCAUCAUAAAAGAAGGGCUAGUGGGUUGCUCAAGAUUUAGGUCCUGAGUUCAAGCCCCAGUACCACAAAAAUAAACAGCACAAAGGUGCCUUUGCACAGCUGUUUAGAGCCUAGCGCUAUUUCCCCCCCCAGUCUGGGGAUGACCAGAAGUCUCACAAGCUCACAAGAUGGGUCUUCUCUGCCUCCAUUUCCAGCAGAGCAGGGGUCUGUUCUGAACUGUUGGAUACUAGGAGUGCUGCUCUGAACCACUUCACCUUUUUUGUGGGUGAAGGAGCCUCAGACACAGGCAAGAAGGGAGAGGCCCAGGCCACUUGGAGUAGAAGUUGUAGGCAGAGAGAAGGUAAAUGUAGUCAGGAUGAGUGGAUGUUACCAAGAAACAUUUGGAGAAAUACUGGUUCAGUGUUGAUCCUGUUCACAGAAAAUUCCAUUUCCUACCUCAUCAGGGAAGUUAAAAAAUACUAAAACUCUUUUAUAUUAACAGCUUCACUACAUACUCAUGUGGAACCGAGUACUGGUGGCAUUCAGUCUUCUCUUUUUUUUUUGGACAGGUUCUCACUGUAACCCAGGCUGGCCUUGAAUUUGUGAUCUUCCUGCCUCAGUCUUCAGAGUGCAGAGAUGACAGGCAUGUGGCACCAUACGUGGCACGAAUUCACUCUUGAAUCAAGAUUCAACAGUGUAUCAGAAUUUUUUUUUUUAGUAUCUUUUUCUUUUUAGAAUUACUUUCUGCCAUUGAUCACUGAACACUCCUGUGGGAAGCACAUUUCCCAGGUCACCGUGUCCUGUGUCUCUUUUGGGCCUCAGUUGUAACCAAAAUGAUGUUUUUAAUUGAACUCAAAAGGAUGCAGUGAAGGGUACUUCAUUUCCUGCUUCGUACAUUUCCCUGGAAUGACCUGCCUGCCAAAGUAGCACUGACCUAAAAGGCAGUAUUCCUGAUGUUUUUUCACUUACUCUUUUUAGAGAAAAACAUCUUGCCCAAACAUUUUAAGCAUCCAUAAGUACAGCACAUUACAGGACACCCCAGGCAUACAGUUGGGGCCCAUUUGUUCUGAACUCAGAUCAGUUGGAGGAGGGAAUUGCACCCUCUAAGUGCCUUUGUGGGAUGCAGUGUCAACCGUGACACUAUUGUUGUCAAUGCAACCAAGGGCCCCCAGUUGAGUGAUCUUUGGAAGCCUCCCGAUGCUUUCACUGAAGCAGCAGUGACUGGGUAGAAGGAAAGGGUUUCCGAGCCUGGAAGGGACGGCUGUGCCGUGGUGGCUGCGUGGAAAUACACCUAAGCAAGCAUUGCCUCCUGAAGAACGGCCUGAAGAAUGCCUGCACUUGCCUCUGUUACGUCCUUGUUUCCAUCCCACUCAGCCCACCAGUCUGCUGUCUGUCCCACUUGGGUGCUAAUUAGCCCAUGUAGAAAACAUGCUAGUGUUGCAAUUUUACAAUCAUUCCUUUGGCCACACGUGUCCCAGCUCCCAUAGCCACUGCUGUCUCUGUCCUCAUUCCAUCUCCCUGAUGCAUGCGCAGUUUUUUUCGUGGUACUGGGGUUUGAACUCGGGGCCUCAUGCUUGCUAGGUAGGUGCUCUAGCACUUGAGCCACUCCACCAGCUCUGAAGGGCACUGUUGAACUUGAAUUCUACCCAUCCUCACUUCCUUCUUGGGAGUCUUUGCCCAUCACUUGAAUGGUGGUGCUCCUCAGAGCAAUGCCUUUGCCCUCUGGGCACUCAGGUCAUCUUUGGUGGCCUCUCCCUUCCUAUGGCUUUGGCUACCACCUUUGUGUGGAGGUCUUCAAAGACCCACUGACCUAACUGACCUCAGUCCCUCCCUAGAAGUUUAGGUCCCUUGCAGCCAAGUACAUACUAGAACUUGCCAUCUGGAGGGCUGACAGAGGCUCUAACAAAGCCAGCCAAGCGGAGCUCCUCUUGCUCCCACAGGCCUGUUUCUAGUUUUGCCUACCAGACAUCCAAGCCAGGAUCUUUUGGGCCUUUGCGUGUGGCUCCCUUUAAUAAAUGUUAAUGACCUCGGCACCUUACCCAGUUGUUGCAGGAUUUGGUUGGCUGACCUCCUUGGGUCUGGUCUGUCCCCUUUCCAGCUAGUUCUCUCUGCAGUAGAGCCCAGCCCUGCUUUAGCAACCCAUGGAGUUUCCAGUAGCUCCCAGGCCAGUGGGCUCUUGGCAGAGGGCAGCCAAAUUAACAGGGAGCAAGAGGUGAGCCAGAGGCACCUGCCCACCUUUCACUUCUGCCACUGUCCCUCACUUGAGUGGAACCCAAGCAUGGUAUGGACGCUUGCAGGCCUCCUUAGCUUUCAGCUUUGCUUACACUUGACUUCGAGUCAGGGUUAGUUGCACUUGAGCGCCCUGGGAUUUUAUUUUUUUUUGGCAGUACUGGGGUUUUACCUUACACCCUCAUGCUUGCUAGGCAAGCAGUCUACCAGUUGAGCCACUCUGUGCCAGGCUUUUUUGUGUUGGGCAUUGACAGGGUUUUGCCCAGGUUGCCUUUAACCUUGAUCCUCCUAGUCUCUUGCCUCCCAAGUAGCUAGGAUGACCAGCUCCUGGCUGUCCUGAGAUCUUGAAUGCAAAUUAAGAACCUUUAGGGUCAGGAACCUGAGUUAUGAGGAAAGAACAGGGUAGAGGAACAUGAGCAGUCCCUCUCUGUGACAAAGAGGCUCUGUUCUAGGCAACAGGCAUCACCCCUGCAAGUCCCUGUUAAAACACAAAAAACUACAGUCACACAAAUGAUAAUAUUUUAUUAUAGAAAAAGCUUCCCAAAUAUAGGAUGUCGUAAACACUGGUAGGUGAACAAGUGCAACGUUAAAAGAAAUACAAAGAAAAGAGGCAAAACCUCCAAGAGUCUAACCAGAACACAAAUGCAGCCUUGUCUCAGGAAGGCGGCAGGCUUAUUUUCUGAGCUCACUAUGCCCAUCUUAUGUUUCAAAAUGAUGGCAAGAAGAGGCAUUGAAUAUAUUACUAAAAACCCUUGAUUUUUUUAAAAAAAAUUUCCGCACUGUAUUAUGGCGUUUGAAGUUAAAGCCUGUGUUCUGAAUGUUGAUUUAAAGACAGAGCCUUUGGAACACUUUGCAAGCACGUCUUCCUUGGAGCUUAUCCAGUGUUUUCUAGACCUGAUCGGCUGUCACUGUCCUGUUGGCUUUUGCAUUCUGUGCAGCAAAUCUAGAUCCUUCUAUCUUCC